GGCACAGGAGUACAGGACACAACUCUCCCUUUUCUAUUUCAAUCUGCAGAUUUCUUCUCAUGCAACCUUCGGUCGAUCAUUGGCCCAUCUCAUUCUCAUGUUUACCCGCCAACGAGAUUUCAAAAGCAUCCUUACAAUAGCGAAGCAACGGUCAACAAAUUUGAAAAGUCAUCGUUCUUAUCAAAAUGCACACCACUUGUCCGACCGAAAUCCCCAUCCAAACGUUGGCUUUAACAACCAUUCUAUGCUUGCAUGUUUCAGCAGAAACUGUCCUCUUGAAGCUCUCAAAAUCUUCAGAGAACAGCUGCAAUUGGGCCUCAAUGGCACCAUUAAUGAAGUCACCGUAGCUAUUGCUCUCAAGGCUUGUCGUAGGGACGCUAAAGCCGGCUUCCAAAUCCAUGGCUUCGCGAUUUCUUCUGGGCUGGAUUCGUUUCUCACCGUCUCGAAUUCUCUAAUGAACCUGUACUGCAAAUCUGGGAAAUUUGAUCAAGCAUGUUUAAUCUUUGAGAACUUACAUGAUGCUGACAUUGUUUCUUGGAACACUAUCCUUUCCGGUUUCCAUCAAAGCCAAGAUGCGAUAAAAUUUGCUCUUCAAAUGCAUCUAAAUGGGGUCUUCUUUGAUGCUGUGACUUAUACCACCGUUCUUGCCUUUUGUUCAGACAUUCAGGAGUGCCUUCUGGGAUCUCAACUUCAUUCCCACAUUUUAAAAUCCGGGUUUGGCUCCGAGAUUUUCAUAGGAAAUGCACUUAUAACUAUGUAUUCGAGGUGGGGCCAUCUAGACGAAGCUAAGAGAAUGUUUGAUGAAAUGCCUAACAGAGACUUGGUUUCUUGGAAUGCUUUACUCUCGGGGUAUACCCAGGAAGGUAACUACGGAGUAGAAGCGAUAAGUGUCUUCACUAAAAUGGUGAAAGAAGGGAUGGAACUCGACCAUGUUUCGUUUGCUAGUGUUGUUUCGGCCUGCGGCCAUGAAAGAAGCUUAGAGCUUGGAAGACAAAUACACGGUUUGAUUAUAAGAACUGGAUAUGGGACUGAUGUUUCAGUUUGUAAUGUUCUGAUUUCUAUGUAUGCAAAAUGUGAGCUACCGGAGGACGCAAAAAUAGUCUUUGAGGGGAUGAUCCAACGAAAUGUGGUAUCUUGGACGACUAUUGUUUCUAUAAAUGAAAAGGAUGCUUUCUCACUCUUUAACAGUAUGAGACGAGACGAAGUUUAUCCAAAUGAUGUCACGUUCAUAGGUUUAAUACAUGUUGUAUCAAUGAAUGCCUUGGUGAAAGAAGGGAAAAUGAUUCAUGGGUUCUGUAUAAAAACUGGUUUUUUGUCAGAAUUGAAUGUUUCUAACAGCUUCAUCACCAUGUACUCUAAGUUUGAAUCCAUGGAGGAGUCCAAGAGGGUGUUUGAUGAGCAGAGUUACAGAGAGAUUAUGUCAUGGAAUGCUUUGAUUUCUGGUUAUGCACAAAAUAGGAUGUGUCUUGAGGCUUUGCAGGCAUUCUUCUUGGCGAUUCAGGAGUCUCAUCCAAACCAGUUCACCUUUGGCAGUGUCUUAAGUGCAAUUGGAGCUGCUGAACCAUUGUCGCUGAGGCUUGGGCAACGAUGCCACUCAAGCAUCAUCAAGCUUGGGUUGAACACAGACCCGAUCGUGUCUGGUGCCCUCCUUGACAUGUAUGCAAAGCGUGGGAACAUUGACGAAUCUCUGAGGGUGUUCAAUGAAGCACCAGAGAGGAGCAAAGUUGCUUGGACUGCCAUCAUCUCAGCCCAUGCUCGUCAUGGCGAUUAUAAAUCAGUGAUGAGUUUGUUUGAGGAGAUGGAGAGGGAAAGGGUACCUCCAGACUCAAUCACUUUCCUUGCUGUACUAACAGCGUGCAGUCGCAGUGGAAUGGUUGAAACAGGUUCCCGGGUAUUUCAGUCAAUGAUCAAUGACCAUUCUAUAGAGCCAUCCCCUGAGCAUUAUUCAUGUGUGGUGGAUAUGUUGGGGAGGGCAGGGCGGCUGGAGGAGGCAGAGGAGUUUGUUAAUCAAAUGGCAACAAGGCCAGGGUUAUCUGUGUGGCAGAGCUUGCUUGGGGCUUGCAGGAUACAUGGGAAUGUAGAGAUGGCUAAGAGGGCGGCAGAGGCUUUGAUGGAGAUGGAACCUAUGGAGUCUGGUCCAUACGUGUUGAUCUGCAACUUGUAUGCUGAGAAGGGGGAAUGGGACACGGUGGCAAAGAUAAGAAAAGGUAUGAGAAAGAGAGGAGUGAAGAAGGAAGUUGGGUUUAGUUGGGUGGAUGUGGGUGAUGGUUCCAUGUGUAUGCAUGGUUUCUCCUCAAAUGAUAAGUCUCAUCCACAAGUUGAGGAAAUAUGUAAGAUGGCAGGACGUAUAGAUUUGGAAAUGAGGUUUUGGGAGAGUGAGAAAGAAUCUGAAAUAUCACUUGUGAUAUAAGAAGGGAGAAUCAUAGAUAGCCCCCUCAAACUGUAUCCUAUUUUGGCAUAAUCAUUCUUUACAUUCUUUCCAGUUUUGUUCA
Molecule: messenger RNA, 2492 nt
Organism: Telopea speciosissima
Lineage: Eukaryota; Viridiplantae; Streptophyta; Magnoliopsida; Proteales; Proteaceae
Product: pentatricopeptide repeat-containing protein At4g32430, mitochondrial
Exons: 1
Coding region: 98-2410 (770 amino acids)
Biological process (GO): RNA modification
Molecular function (GO): protein binding; RNA binding
Source: RefSeq, a predicted model, not a curated record